Molecule: messenger RNA, 474 nt
Organism: Paramecium sonneborni
Lineage: Eukaryota; Ciliophora; Oligohymenophorea; Peniculida; Parameciidae
Source: the annotation of a GenBank genome assembly
AUGGAAACUUUAAUGUCAGAUGUCAAAAAACACAAUCAUAAUUAUUUCUUAAAAUAAUUUUAUACAAGUGGCAAAUCAGAAAAUUUAUUUAAAAGUAGAUCAAUAUAAAUUAAACACAAAUAAGUCCAAUUUUUUAAAGCUUACAAAUAUUUAAAAUAUAUAUUUAGUUUAGAAUAAGAGUUGUUUGAAUAUUUAAGUAUUUCAGGCCAAUUUAAAGUACAUCACAACAUCAAAAAUUAAAAUCAAAUGGGAAUUUUUUAACUUCGCGAAUAUUUUCAUUCAAUAUUUGGUAAUUAUAGAGAGUCCCUUUUUUUUUUGUGGCCUAAAGUCAUUUCAUAUUCAGAAUUUCCCUUAGUUUUAAAACUUUUGAUAAAAAUUUUGAGUAAGAAAUUAUGUUCAUUUGUUAUUAGAGAGAGAAUUUAAGAAAUAUAAAAAAACUGCUAUUAGAAAAUCAUGUAAUAUUUAUUUCCAUGA